This is a messenger RNA of Aspergillus chevalieri, 2493 nucleotides long. Its product is annotated as putative dynamin GTPase. The coding region runs from base 1 to 2493 and encodes 830 amino acids. The transcript is spliced from 4 exons. Lineage: Eukaryota; Fungi; Ascomycota; Eurotiomycetes; Eurotiales; Aspergillaceae. The record is from RefSeq and is a predicted model, not a curated record. Gene Ontology annotation, cellular component: membrane; cytoplasm; microtubule. Gene Ontology annotation, molecular function: GTP binding; microtubule binding; GTPase activity.
AUGCGCUCAACAACACCAGAAGCGAAGCAUAUGUCUCAAGGAAAAGAAAGUCUCGUCUCGACCGACACGAUGCAACUCGCCAGCCCCCCAAGUCUGCCUGCCGCUGAGGAUUCGAUCAACCUCAUAUCCCAGGAUAUGAGAACUCUGGUUAGAAAGAUACAAGAUUUGCGUCACCUGGGGAUCGAGGACAACAAGAUUGCGCUGCCGAAAAUCUGUGUAGUUGGAGACCAAAGCACCGGCAAAAGCUCGCUGAUCGAGGGUAUGAGUGAGAUCAGGGUCCCUCGCAGCGCCGGAACUUGUACCAGAUGCCCGAUGGAAAUCAACCUGUCGCAUUCCGACCCCUCCCAACCGUGGACGUGCAAAGUCUAUCUUUCGCGGAAAUACAUCUUUGACGGCAGUCGGAAGAUCAAAAUCUCGAAAAAGUUUCAGCUCGGCCCCUGGAUUGAACAGGACCAGGAAGAUGAGCUUUUUCUGAUACUCUCUGACAAGGACGAUGUCCAAGAAGCGGUGAAAUGGGCGCAACUUGCAAUCCUCAAUCCUGGCAGACCACCAGCGGACUACGUACCCGGGCAGAAUGCAGGGACUGAUGGCUCGCAUUACCAAGUCAAAUUCUCUCCGAAUGUGGUCCGUCUUGAUAUUUCCGCCCCGGACUUCCCCAAUCUUUCUUUCUACGAUCUUCCCGGUGUCAUCAGUCAGGCAGAAUUUGACGAGGAAAGAUAUUUGGUUGCUCUCGUUGAGAACCUAGUCAAGGAAUAUAUCUCGCAGGAGAAUUGCAUUGUGCUUCUGGCGUUGCCAAUGACGGAUGACGCGACCAACUCCAGUGCGGCUCGCAUAAUUGGGGACGUCCGCGGAGCGAAGUCGAGAACCCUGGGCGUCUUGACGAAACCCGACCGAAUCCAGCUGUGCGAGUAUACUCAAUGGAUGGAGAUACUUGAGGGCGACAAGUUCUCACUUGGCCAUGGAUACUUCGUCGUUCGCAACAACAAAGACCCCUCCAUCGAGCAUUCUGUUGCUCGCGAGGAGGAAGCUGAGUUUUUCGAUUCGAGUCCUUGGAGUACUGAACUGUCGGCAUACCAUGACAGAUUUGGUACCCGGCGUCUCCAGGCCGCUCUCUCUAAUCUUUUACUUGACCAAAUUCAAGGGUGCCUUCCUCGAAUCAUUGAACAAAUCGACGAAAAAGCGAACCGCAUUGAACACGAAUUGCAGGAGUUGCCCAGUCCUCCAUCAAAUAAUGUACCUUACAUACUCUGCGGGAAGUUGAACCAUCUCAAGGAGCAGAUUCGGGCACAUAUUGAGGGCGGUUCUGGGCAGUAUCCUCUCCCAAAGAUCUGGCUACAUAUAGCAAUGGACUUCAAGAGAGCGUUGGUCAAGGCCCGGCCUACGGUUCAGCUCCUAUCUCCAGCUGAUUCCACGGUUAUGGCAAUGAAUCGUGAGGGAGACGAUUCAGAUUGUGAGAUGACUACCGUUCAGCCUUCGCUGAAGCGUGAUGCCUCGGGUGCCCAAACGGCUGGCCCACAAACUCCAAACGAGAUUCCUGCACGUAAAGCUACGGGGUACUCUACCCCACAUUUCGAUGCUUUCGACCGUCCGGCGAGGAUGUUCACCUGGGAAGAGAUCAGGGAAAUUAACGAGGACUCCUAUCGUGCCGGAAUACCAGACCAGACCGAUCCUAAAGCUAUCGAAAUCAUGAACCAGUUAAGUGUGGAACAUUGGCACAAGCCUAUGACUGCCUUUCUCAACGCGACUCAUCGACUCGUUAGAGAAAUGUUGAUUCGACAGCUUGAAACUGUGUUCUCCCAAUACCAUCGUACAAGCCUCUUCCGCGAACUCACCCGCAUCAUCGACGAUUACUUGCAGAGACUCAAGCAAGAGCAUUUCCAGCACGCCUUUGAGAACUUCAACAUCGAGAAGCACAAACCCUUCAGCAUGUCUCAAUUUGCGCUCGAACGUGCGAGAAUGAGUGCAUUUUCAUACCUGAGUUCUCGGCGUCAUCUGGAACGCGCCCACAAGUACCUGGACAUGCAGGAUAGACUUCCUCGAGAGGACCCGCGGCGGGAUGCUGAGAUCAGAAAACUCACGGAGGCCGAUUUGGGUAUCGACAUGUUCAUUCAAGAGGUUAAGAUGAUGGCCACCACUCGCGGAUACUAUGAAGUUGCGAGCUCUCGUUUUGUGGAUUCAAUCUGCCAGAGCGUGUACACCAAGCUCUUUUUUAAAUGCCGCGAAGAAUUGAUCGAUGUUAUUGAACAGGAGCUUCAAAUCUAUGAUGAAAAUGCCGUCGAGCGUUGUAUGGAACUCAUGACCGAAGAUCCUGAACGUCAGCGCCGUCGCCAGUACCUUCUCAGAGAGAAGGAAAAGAUCUCGAAGGCGCAGGGAUGGUUAUCCACUGCUAAAAAAGAAGAGGAGCCUAUGGUAAAUACCGAGACGACGUUUCCGACUCGUAUUAAAUCUGAAGAUUGGGCCGGUUUCUCUAACAUCCGCGCUGGUGCUGGUUAG